AAUUACAUAUUACGGGAAAUUCCACGUUGGUGUUGAAUUUUCUCUGUGAUUUCAUGUUUUGUAACCUACGUGGUUGAUUGGUUGGUUGGUUGUUGAAUGGCCUUUGACAGGGCCGUGAAGGGAUUUCCAACCUGCGAUUCUGAUUGUUCCAUUGAUUCAUGUCUCCCGCGUUUUAUAUGUUUCUGAAAUCUUGCUUUAUCCAAGACAAGGGCAAGUGGUUUUUUGCUACUUUUUCAUCGUUUUAGAUCUAAGUGGGAUUAAUGUUUUCUUAAGCAAUUAAUCCGUCAAAAUUGAUGGGGGAGAAGUUAGAACAGUUCGGUUCAAUUUGUUAGGGAUGGGUUUUUGAUCUGUGGUGGUAUUUGAAAUUCCAGAACAAAUACAUGGAGCUUGCUGAUGCGGAGCCUGUUGCUAAUGGUGAAUUGGAUGAAAUGGAGAGGGAACCUUCAGCGCGCCUUCUUUUGCGGGAGGCUGGUCUAUCCCGUACACGUUUUCCGGGAAUGGUGAGGAAGAGAGCUUACAUAUUUGAUGGAAAUGGCGACUACUAUAACAAGGAAUGGGAUCUUACUGAGGGUAGAGGAAAGGAGUUUUGUUGGUAUCAUGUAGAACUUCCAAAAGGAAAUCAAAAACUGGCCCAAUCUGCUCAAUAUCUCAUUGAUGUUCUUUGCCCACCUUUGAAACUUCAAGAUAUUCUCUCCCUUGUAAGCAAUGGACCUUUUUGCGGACAUGUUGAUGGGGCUCUUGUCUUUAGAGUCAAUUCACCUGGUCCUGCAUCUAGUGAUUUUACAUUCAGAAUUGCUGCUAGAAUUACUGAAAAUUCUGUCAUCACCGUGUCUUUGGGCCGUGUUCCGAGAUUAGGAUUCUCACCGGUUGGUCAGUCUCUUCUCUCGGAGGUUCCUAGUGUGGAGACACCCUCUCACUUUAGAGGUGAGCAGAGGGAAAGUGGGGGCAUUGUGAUUAGGGAGCAUGUUCUUGAAUUCUUGUUGACAAUGAAUCACUCGGAGGAGGCUGAUAAUCCUGUGCCAGCAUCCCUCUCAAAUCUUGUUGUUCAUAUUAUUGAUACACAUAUGGAUCACCUUCAAGAUGUUGUGACUAAGCUUGAGAUCGAGUUGGAUUCUGUGGAGCUUGAAAUGGAUAAAGGUGGAUUCGCCUUAAAAAAACAAAUGCUUGAUGACCGAAGAUUUCCCAAAAUGAACCUUAAUUUGCAGCGGCUCCUGCAGGUGAUUGCACAUGGGGAACAAGUCUUUCCACGAGUGAGAGAAAAGUGUUCUUCUAAACAAUGGUUUGCCAGUGAAGACAUCAGCGCGCUUGAGGAACUAAUUGGACGAUUAAGACGGUUGAAAGAGAAUGUGGGAUUUAUAGCAAAUCGUGUCACUGCUAUUCAAGCUGGUCUUGAUAGCUGGCAAGCCGAGCAAAUUAACAGGAAACUCUAUUAUCUAUCAUUUCUUUCGAUCAUAUUCUUACCGUUAUCCGUCAUUACUGGAGUUUUUGGCAUGAAUGUUGGUGGAGUACCAUGGACCGAGCAGAGAAAUCCAGAAUUGAAAGAGGGAUUUCGCAAUGUUAUGUUUCUCUGCGUCGUAAUGCUACUACUGGUGCUGCUCUGCUUCAGUUUCCCUGCUCUUUAUACCUACCUAGCGACGUGGAACCGGCGUAGAAAGAUGAGAAAGAGCUGGUCUCUCAACAGAAAGUCUUUUCUGAAGAGAACUGUGAGAAAUGGAGUUGAAGACAGGGGAGGAGGCUAUCUUCGGAUUUGAUGAUAUGAUAUGCCAACCUUUUCAUGUGCUCGGUUUGUUCCAACUAUCAGACAAACACGCACUUCCACAAACCCAGCACCUUGGUCUUGAUCUCGAUCUUAGAUUUGUAAGUUAAACCCUUUAACUACCAACGCCUGUCAAAUUCCAAUUAGUCCAUAACUAAUGAGAUAUCGUACAUUCCUACUGUAUCAUCCUCCCUUAGCUUGGGAGACUUGAAAGAAUUUGAUUGCAGUUUGUGUCAGGUGAAUGAGGUUAGCCAGUUUUAACCUAACAGGUUUUCUUUUUCCUUCGUAUUCGUAAGCUUUUUACAUGUACAGUGUUUCUUUCAUUCUUUUCUUCUUCUUCUUCUUUUUGUCUCUUUCCUCAGAGAUUUGUAUUCACAUUGUUGUGCAUUGUUGAUUUUUGGCAGCAUCAAUGCUUUGAUCAGGCCCUCGUCCACCUAGAUUGCUGUACUUUUAACAUUUACCAAUGAUAUAUUGCAACUCUUAACAAUAUUUUUUU
Messenger RNA from Cucumis melo (muskmelon), 2252 nucleotides. RefSeq lists its product as uncharacterized. Gene Ontology annotation, biological process: transmembrane transport; metal ion transport. Gene Ontology annotation, cellular component: membrane. The record is from RefSeq and is a predicted model, not a curated record. Gene Ontology annotation, molecular function: metal ion transmembrane transporter activity. The coding region runs from base 381 to 1751 and encodes 456 amino acids. Lineage: Eukaryota; Viridiplantae; Streptophyta; Magnoliopsida; Cucurbitales; Cucurbitaceae. The transcript is spliced from 5 exons.